Messenger RNA from Cololabis saira (Pacific saury), 4170 nucleotides. RefSeq names its product terminal nucleotidyltransferase 4B (gene tent4b). Gene Ontology annotation, molecular function: poly(A) RNA polymerase activity; mRNA binding. The record is from RefSeq and is a predicted model, not a curated record. Gene Ontology annotation, biological process: RNA 3'-end processing. NCBI's taxonomy places the organism in Eukaryota, Metazoa, Chordata, Actinopteri, Beloniformes, Belonidae. The transcript is spliced from 12 exons. Gene Ontology annotation, cellular component: TRAMP complex; nucleolus. Bases 25 to 1947 code for a protein of 640 amino acids.
AGGGGGGGGGGGGGGUUGUGUUUGAUGGAUCCGAGGAUCGCCUGGUUCCAGCCAGAACAGCGCGGACCCGCCAACAACCUGUGGCUGCAGAUCUGGGAGACGACCCAGGGGCUCGGCUACCUGCACGUACACGGCGCCCUGGACGCACACACCUGCGCAGGUGACGCCAGGACCCGUGGGAUGUCCGCGCCGGCGGCCGCGCCGCGGGACUUCAUCCCGCUGGACAGCAACAGCAACCACAACAGCCCCGGCACCGGGGGGACCACCGGGGGCAGCGGGCAGCAGGGCGGGCUGUGGAGGGGGCUCACGGACGGACACCCCAACAAGAGGAAGAGGGACAACAAAGCCAGCACCUUCGGCUUCAACGCCAGCCUGCUGCUCGGGGGCUCCAACACCGGGGGGGAGGCGUUCACCGGCACGCCGUGGAAGGUCAGGAACUACUCGGAAGGAAUCGUGGGGCUACACGAGGAGAUCAAGGACUUCUAUGAGUACAUCUCCCCCUGGCCAGAAGAGGAAAAGAUGAGACUGGAGGUUGUGGACAGAAUCAAGGGAGUCAUCCAUGACCUUUGGCCCAGUGCUGAGGUCCAAGUGUUCGGGAGUUUCAGCACUGGUCUCUAUCUGCCAACAAGUGACAUUGACCUGGUAGUCUUUGGGAAAUGGGAGACGCUCCCACUCUGGACGUUGGAAGAAGCUCUGCGGAAGCGAAACAUUGCGGACGAGAACUCCAUUAAAGUUUUAGAUAAAGCAACGGUUCCCAUCAUCAAACUGACUGACUCCUUCACUGAAGUUAAAGUGGACAUCAGUUUCAAUGUGAAGAGUGGCGUGAAAGCUGCUCGGCUCAUCAAGGAAUUCAAAGAGAAAUACCCGGUGCUGCCUUAUCUGGUCCUGGUGCUGAAGCAGUUCCUUCUGCAAAGGGACCUUAAUGAGGUUUUUACAGGUGGGAUCGGGUCCUACAGUCUCUUCCUCAUGGCUGUUAGCUUCCUCCAGCUUCACUAUAGGGAAGAUGUGCGCAGUCCCAACAUCAACAUCGGCGUCCUGCUGAUCGAGUUCUUUGAGCUCUACGGUCGCCACUUCAACUACCUGAAAACGGGCAUCAGGAUAAAAGAUGGCGGUUGCUACGUUGCCAAAGACGAGGUUCAGAAGAACAUGAUGGACGGGUACAGACCCUCCAUGCUCUACAUCGAGGACCCUCUGCAGCCAGAUAACGAUGUUGGCAGGAGUUCGUACGGUGCCAUGCAGGUGAAGCAGGCGUUCGACUACGCCUACGUUGUGCUCAGCCAUGCUGUCUCACCCAUUGCCAAGUAUUACCCCAACAACGAGAGCGAGAGUAUACUCGGCAGGAUAAUCCGAGUGACUCAGGAAGUGGAUGAAUACAGGGAAUGGAUCCGGAAAAACUGGGGAGGGCCGUCUCAGAAUGACCUGUCUCUAAACAGAAAUGGAGUCAAACUGUUUGAAUCUAAGCAGCUUGACGAGUGCAACAACAAUGUUCCCGAUGACGAGGAUGUCGUGGUUCUGCCUUCGGUUCCCCACAGCAAAACCUCCUCCAACACGUCCUCUCCAUCCCCCUCCCUGCGCUCCUCUCCUUCUUCCUCUCCGCUCUCGCCGUCUUCCACGACGUCCACUUCGACUUCCAGCGACGCGGACUCUGAUGGGACGCCGUGUAAGACGGCCAAGCAGCAGUCCGGCCGGGGCUCCAGUACUCCGAGAGAAAAGUCUGCCCCCGCAAGUAAUCACCGCGCACAGAACCACACUACCAGCACUCCAACGGCAAGCAACAAAGGAGGAAAGGCUAGGGUCUCUCGUUCCCAUCAAAAGAGUGGGCACCACGCGCAGCAGAACAACCCAUCCAAUACCAAAACUCAUCCGAGCAACAAGCCACAGCACCAGGGCAACAGCAAGAAGAGGAAAAACGUACGGGACUCUACACAAGAGGAUCUCUGCAGAUAGGGGUGGCUUUGAUCAGUGACGCCCCCCCCAUCCCAUACCGACCCCCGUCCUUGUCUGAAACUGACUGACUGACUGUCCUGGCACCUCCCCUGCUGCCAGACACCAGCAGGGUCAGGAGGUGGUUAGUAGUAUGGAAACAUCUGCAGACAUCCGUCGCCCCUUUUCAGGAUGACGCCAAGUUUUCUAACCGAAAAAGGAAGAAACAAAAAAAAAGAAAAAAAACGCUAUUGGAAAUGGGUUUAAUUUUCAGACUUGAACUGAAAUCACAGAGUAGAUGCUCCUUUUCUUUCCGAACAGCUUCUGUCGGGGAGCGGAUUUCCUAACAACAGCCAGCCUCUUGCGCCUCCUGCUGUACAGGAAUAGACGGUUGGAGUGUCUGGAGUUGACUUUUGGAGCAAUACCUGGAUCUGCUGACAAGUGGGAUCAAAAUUUUAUCCUGGAAAAAAAAAAAAAUUAAAAAAGAAAAAAAGGGGGGGAGAGAAAAAAAAGCAAAUAGUUUAAAUGUACGAAAAGAAAAUUGUUAUGCUGAACAAGAAACGUGUACACAAAUUUUUUAAGAUGCUCACUUACAAAUGCAAUCAGUAAGAGUGGGACAUAACUUAUGCAUGAGAAUUUUCUGUUGGUUGGUUUUUCUGUCGGGUGGAUCUGUUUUGUUAUGUCUAAAACAGGUUAUCCGGAAAUUUGUACAAAAACAAGCAUAAGCAAAAAAACAAACAAAAAAGGUUGAAAAUGCAAGAAAAGAAGUUUCAUAUUACCUUUUUACAAGAUAUACUGAUUACAGUCGCAUAAACAUGCACAUUGUGCGCCCGCUGCUGUUCGGCCCAAACCAGGUGCUGGUUUGGGUCCCAUUGCCAACAGAAAUCAUCAGCAUCUACUUUUACUCCUGGUUUCUCUCUGUGAGUGUGCUACAAUGUUAACAUUUUAGCCUCGAGUGAGCCUCACACGAUAGGCCUGUAGAUGACAGAAAGGAGCUCGCGCUCUCAUCCAGCUAGGUAGCACAGCCACACCAGUGUAGAGGCUUUACGACUACAGGUUUAAAUAUAUUUGUGGUGAAAAUGGUUUUAGUGAAAAAUCCUACACUUGAAUUGUGUCAACAAUAUGACUGUGGCCGAUAAUUUGUUUAUUUGGUGAAUUACCAACUGCAGAAUCAUUUGUAUUUGUUAAAUGUAUUUAUUUUUUUAUUAAUUAUAUGAACAUAGUAUUGAUAAAUGUAAUAACUUAGAGCUCAUAUCUUUGAGUCCUAUAUUUGAAAUAGAAUAAGUUGCAGGAAGAUGGGACGGGGUAGGAACAAGUAUAUUCAGGUACUUUCAAAUACCGUGUUUUAUUAUUUCUAAGUUUGUUUUUGUUUAUUUUGGUUUAUCUUUUCAUUGACAGUUGAGUGACCAAGUUACUUUGGGAAACUUAAGAGACCAUUUUACAAGUCGGAGCCUAUUUUUUCCUAUUUUUUUUUUUUUUUAAUGACGUGGCUGGCCUACUUACUCAAAAAGGGAGCUAUUAAUUUUUUUCUUUUGGUUGUUUCCUCAUCCCAAUUUAAACAUUUUCAUAACGAUACAAAAAAAAGCAAUUUCUCUUCUGUCGUUGCAGUACUGCAGCUGACCUGCAGAUGGAGCUAUUGCUCUGAGUCUUAAUCCACGCAGCGUUUGGCCUUGUAUACUGCAUUUGAACGGUUUCUUUUCCAUGAUCGACCUCUAAUGUGGUCAAAUGGAUGGGCUGCUUGGAGGGAGUGACACACCAAAGCACAGUUUAAUCUCCUCAUCCCCUUCCUCUCACGAAACAUGCACGGUAAAAACAAAUAUCCAGCAAUAACCACCACUUUAAUACUCUUUAACGCUACUCCACGCCGUGCACACCAUCGGGUCAGGUCAACAUCACGUGGUAACUCAAUUUAAGCACACCUGAGGCCAAUUAGCAGGGCUGGUAAAUUUUGGUGUUGAAAUCUUGAAAACGGUUGCCGGUUCAGCCCCUUCAUCCAUCAGCGCGGUUAAAAUGCAGUAUAUAAGCGCAGGUUUUCGUGCUCUGCAGAGGAGGAAGGAGAAUCUGAAUGUCCACCUUUUACCACAUAUCUCCAUUACAGAAGGCUUUUUGAACCCAGCUGUACCCAUCUGAAAACCUGUUCCACUGCAGCUAUUACAGUUCAUGCAAUAAAAACCAUUACCAUCACACUGGUGUUGACACGAGUUUCUGCUUUUGCUUUUUUGGAAUUUUCUGGACGGAUAAAGGCUG